Messenger RNA from Drosophila willistoni, 1061 nucleotides. It is a transcript of the gene mRpL19, whose product is annotated as 39S ribosomal protein L19, mitochondrial. Lineage: Eukaryota; Metazoa; Arthropoda; Insecta; Diptera; Drosophilidae. Gene Ontology annotation, biological process: translation. Gene Ontology annotation, molecular function: structural constituent of ribosome. Gene Ontology annotation, cellular component: mitochondrial large ribosomal subunit; ribosome. The coding region runs from base 56 to 973 and encodes 305 amino acids. The record is from RefSeq and is a predicted model, not a curated record. The transcript has 2 exons.
UGUGGUGUCUAAUUGCCGUGGUGUGUUCGGGUUUUUUGUUAUAAAACUAAAUAAAAUGAACGUGAACGGUUUUUGUCGAAUUGUCAGUAAAAAACUUCCUCAGCAGUUCGCCUACAAGCGAAUUGUCACAUUUUCCACAAAGCCGGCGCAGCAACAACAAGAAGCAACUGUUUCGACUCCCACAUUGCCCAACAACAAUACUCCGGCUGCUCGUAAACCCAUUGUGCCUGGACACUAUCGUUUUGUUUAUCCGGAGUUUCUGCCAGAUCCCAAAGUACAAUGGCGGAACACGGUACGCGAGAAACUGGAACGCUUAGAUAUGUUGGCUCGCCGAGGACAAGUCGAUUUACCAGAGUUCUAUGUGGGCUCCAUUUUGGCGGUAACCAGCUCAGAUCCCCAUGCUGCUGGCAAGACCAGUCGAUUCGUAGGAAUUUGCAUACAUCGCGAGCGUUGCGGACUUCGGGCACGUUUCAUACUGCGCAAUGUUAUUGAUCACCAGGGCAUGGAGGUGCUCUACGAACUGUACGAUCCUACGAUUCAAAAGGUGGAAGUUCUCCGUUUGGAGAAACGCCUCGAUGACAGUCUCUUUUAUUUGCGUGAUGCACUGCCAGAGUUCAGCACCUUUGAUGAGAACAUGGAGGCCGAGCAUUUGGAGGAGGGUGCACCUGUCCCAGUGAAUGACAUUAAAGUGGUGUUACGUCCAAGACCUUGGCUCGAGCGUUGGGAGCGCCAGAAUUUGCUUGGUGUUGCCAAUAUCGAGCAAUAUAUUAAAGAUAAACAUCGCAAGUCGGCCGCCAAGGUGCAAAAACCUUGGGAGAAAUACGAUCUAAUGAAACAAUAUCGUGCCACCAUACCUGAAGAGGAACAAAAGGAAAUCUUCGCCGAGGUGCACACCGAACUACAUACUUUGGAGCUGCAGCGCAAGCGUAAUAAACGCAAAAGAUCCUUCAUUAAACCAAAGCAGCUGGCGUAGACUUGUCAUCAGUGAGGCAUUUGUUAUUAACUAAAUGUAGUUUCAUUUUAAAUUUAAAGAAGGAAAUAAACAAAAUCCUGUAUCGUUA